This is a messenger RNA of Salpingoeca rosetta, 1308 nucleotides long. RefSeq lists its product as uncharacterized. Lineage: Eukaryota; Choanoflagellata; Craspedida; Salpingoecidae. The transcript is spliced from 5 exons. Gene Ontology annotation, cellular component: membrane. The coding region runs from base 1 to 1308 and encodes 435 amino acids. The record is from RefSeq and is a predicted model, not a curated record.
AUGUUGUCGCUGGCCGCCACGCACGGCAUCAUAGCUGUGAUUGGCGCAGUGGCAGGGAUCAUGAUUGGCAUGGUUGGUGUUGGUGGCAUCAUCCUCGUGCCGGCCCUCAUCCAACUCCCCAACAUCAGCGUGCAAGAGGCCAUUGCGUCAUCGCUGUUCUCGUACAUCUUUGCUGGCAUUGCGGGAACCGGGUCAUACAUGUACGGGUCGACCAUCUCGUGGACACACGCGCUGUGGCUGCUGCUCGGGUCUGUGCCCGGCGCCAUUGCCGCGCCGUUUGCCCUAGACCACAUCUCAGACCUCGCCAUCAAGCUCGUGCUGUACACCAUCAUCCUCCUGUCGGCCAUCUUCUCCACGUAUCGCAGCGUCGUCGAAUGGAAGCAGACGCACAGCGAGGAGCACCGGCGGUCGUCCUCGGGCACGUUUGUGUCGCGCCACAACUCCUGGGAGAACAGCGACGAGGAGCCCUCCAUCAGCGCUGACAGCGACGCGUCCUCCCUGCACCAUCGCCAUCAUCACCACCAUCACCAUCAUCGUCAUCGUCAUCAGCACGAGGGUGUCAGCACAUCUAGAGAUGGAGGGCUGCCCACAUCGACGCUGCAGAACGAAUUUGGGGACGCUGACGUCUUUUACGACGAAGACGCAACAGCCACGGGCACACGCGCGCAAGGCGAUGCAGAUGAUGCACAACAACAACAACAACAACAACAACAACAACAACAACAACAACAACAACAACAACAACAACAACAACAACAACAACAGCAACAACAACAACAGCAGCAGCAGCCGCAGGAAGAAGGAUGUGAGGGCGAGGGAGACGGUGAUCGGAUGGCGACAGCCAACGGAUGCAUCGAUGGCGAUAGUGCCAUGACCUCGAAAGACGAGGAGGCAAAUAGCCAACUUGUCAUCACAGGGCCCGUCACCACCAGGGACAUUGUGCUGCGGUUUGCAAUUGGCGUGUUUGUUGGGUUUGCAAGUGCCUUGACGGGGUCAAGUGGCCCUGUUCUCCUGCUCCCCAUCCUCAUCAGCCUCAGAUGGGAUAUCUUCAUCUCCUUGGGGUGUGCGCAGGCAAUACAGAUCCCGAUUGCGGUGGCGUCUGUGAUUGCAUAUGUGAUUGGGCGGCCGGGCGUCAUCGACUUUGCCAUUGGCGGUGUUCUCUCCGCAACCCUCGUCCCCCUUCUUUGCUUCGGGGCGUAUCUUGCGCAUCGGUUGGAGGCGACAACGCUGAAGCUCGUGGUCAGCGUUGUCCUCGUGGUGGCCGGUGUCGGCCUCUUCUCGCAGCUCGCAGUGACAGAGCUGUCGUGA